This is a messenger RNA of Thalassophryne amazonica, 1257 nucleotides long. RefSeq names its product ciliogenesis associated TTC17 interacting protein (gene catip). The transcript has 9 exons. Gene Ontology annotation, biological process: actin filament polymerization; cilium organization. NCBI's taxonomy places the organism in Eukaryota, Metazoa, Chordata, Actinopteri, Batrachoidiformes, Batrachoididae. Bases 125 to 1192 code for a protein of 355 amino acids. The record is from RefSeq and is a predicted model, not a curated record.
UAAUUUUAAGAAAUUAUAUAUAUAUAAAAAAAAAUAUUUGUGGGAACAUUAAUCCAUUUUAGAAAGCUCUUUCACCUCAGGGGGAUCUCGUCGUUGUACCGACACAGUCAAACCUGCGUCAGUGAUGGAAGCCCCGCUGGAAGACGAGACUUUUCACGAAGCCCCACCAGAGACGCAAAAACCUGACUGUGAGCUGAAAGCUGCUGACGAAGCAAUCGCCUUCUUGGCCAUCAUUGAGCCUACAGAGCUGAUGAAGUGCCUGUUUCCAGACUCCCUGGUGACUGUUUCACAAGGCGGUAGAGACCUGGGUACCUUCAAUGUGACGGUAGAGUUUGCAUCUAGACUCCAGCAGCCCUGCAUGCUGCUACAUGCUCACAGUCAAGGAGCUAUUGAUGACUUUCCCUGUGGUACCACCGUGACAGCCUAUUUGUCCACGGAGCUUGAGGUUCUGGAGGAAGACUAUUGUGAAUAUGUCAAGCUGGAGGGCCACAGUGUGGAGAAGAGGUGUUCUAUGGUGCAGCGUGACGGGCGGAUGGUGAUAGAAAAAGUUACCACUGUGGGAGAGGAGGUGAGGAAGGAGAGUGUUUCCUAUCCCACACCUGUCCUGCGAGGUUUGGUAACAGAAGGUUCUAAUUUCCUUCUGAUGCGUCUGAUCGCUUUGAGGAAGCAGGUGCCUGAAAAUAUGACGUUCAUCUCCUUUGAUCAGAAUUUACGCCUCACCCACAGUACCUAUAGUGAGUUGUGUCUCAAGCAGCUGCAGGUUGGGGGUGAGAUGAUGGAGGUGUUUGGGCUGGAGAGGGUGGUUCAGUCUGUGGAGGGCAGCGCUACGACCUGGCAAUACUACUUCCUUCCUGACGGGCACUUGGUCAGUAGGGUGCAGGUGGGGUCACCAGUCACCAUGAGACUUUUGCAUCUGCCAUCACAGCUGGAGAAAGAUAUUGAGCAGACCCCCCUGGUGUGGGAAGAAGACAUGCAGAUGCAGUCUCGGUUCCUAGAUAGAAAGGAGGAGCUGAAGGCCGACCAUGCCUCGUACCUGAGACAGCAUCCAGAGAUACGUGCACUCAUAUCCGACUUCCUGCAGUUCUUGCUGUUGAAGAAACCAUAUGAUGUGUUCCAGUGUGCCAGAGAGUACUUCCUCCCGUUUGCCUCUCACCAUCCUUCAGAACCAAGCCUCAGUGAAUCCUCUUUCUGAAGCGCACUCACCUGCUCAGAAAAUCCUUUUGAAUACAAUAUCUUUAUUCAUGAAUUAAACACAAG